This is a messenger RNA of Rotaria sp. Silwood1, 465 nucleotides long. Lineage: Eukaryota; Metazoa; Rotifera; Eurotatoria; Philodinida; Philodinidae. The record is from the annotation of a GenBank genome assembly.
AUGAAUUCCAUCAAUAAUGAACAAUCUUUAUCAAAUUUAUCCGAUAGUGACGUCUGUAACAAAACUUAUUCUUCACCACAAAAGUUCACAAUGAUAACAACAAGUACACCACAUUCAACAUAUAAACCACGAGUGAAUUUUCAUUCAAUUGAAUCAUUAGCAUCUUCCUUGACUCCUAUUUUUUCUCCUUCUAUUCCUUAUCAAAAACACGAUGAUACGGGUUAUAGUUCAUUGAAUUCUCCGACUACGUCAUUUCAAGAAAAUCAUCAUUCGUCUAAAUGUACUAAACAAAAAGCACGACAAAAGUUAUCUGAUUGGCAAACCUGGUAUUUAAAUCAAAUUUAUGCUCAAAAUCCAUAUCCAACACCGUAUGAACAAGAACAAAUUGCUACUCAAGUACUUUUACCUACAUCAUCUAUUCGUAUUUGGUUUCAAAAUCAUCGUGCACGAUAUGGAAAAAAAUGA